Messenger RNA from Aspergillus novofumigatus IBT 16806, 1189 nucleotides. Its product is annotated as YbhB/YbcL family Raf kinase inhibitor-like protein. The coding region runs from base 362 to 997 and encodes 211 amino acids. The record is from RefSeq and is a predicted model, not a curated record. The transcript has 2 exons. NCBI's taxonomy places the organism in Eukaryota, Fungi, Ascomycota, Eurotiomycetes, Eurotiales, Aspergillaceae.
AACUAACAGAAUACGUAGAUACUAACGAGUUCCCCUGCUCCUCAGACAACACUCCAGUCUGCCACUUUAGACGAACCGCGAUUGUUGAGUCGAAAGGACAUCCGGUCAGGCGUUCAUGGAGAGAAAGCGCCAGCGAGUGUUCGUGCUGCUGCUCGACGCAGCUUCCAUAUGCAGGUGAUUCUGCUCUUUCCGUAGCUACUGUUGCAAAAUGUCCUCUAUAACUCCCCCCAACAAAGGACUGGAAUUGUUCCUCAAUCACUGCAACACUACUUCUGAUUUGAAAGACAAACUGCUUUACAGCUUAUCCUUCCAAAGUCAUCCUUUCACGAACUUGGCAUUUGAAAGAUAACAAUCGAUAAAGAUGCAUCUUAUAGGUCCCGCAUUCAGCUGCCUUAUGCUGGUGGUCAGCGUCAAGGCCCAAUAUGAGAAGCUAUUCACAAGCGGGCCAGCUUUUGUCAACUUCCCGUACCCCACGAUUCCUCUCAGUUGUUCCGAGAUUGGCCCAUCGGGCUCGCCUCUGAAUGUUGACCAUAUGGAAGAGGGAGCAGGAUUCUUUCCAGCUCUGGAAUGGCCUUCUCCCGCCGGAAAUAUCCGAGAAUACCUCCUUGUGGCCGAGGACCCUGAUGCUCCUCUUCCCCAUUCGGUCAUCCACGGGCUAUAUUACGGAAUCCCACGCGUUUUCACCGGACUCCAGCAUGACGACUUCCAAGUGAGCAGAACCCACAAUGACUCGUAUAUGCUCGAAGACGGAUUCAAGUACGGGAAGAACAGACGCAAUACUGUGUAUCUUCCGCCCAAGUCAAUCCCGGAAGAUGGUCCCCAUCGUUAUUUCUUCGAGCUCAUCGCUCUGAGUGCACCGAUUGAUCGAAGCAGGCUGAGCGACAGGGCGACCCUGAGGGAGAUUGCCGAUGCCAUCUAUGGCAGGGUUGUCGGAUGGGGUGCCUGGGUGGGCAUUGUCAACAAUAACCGUAUUUCGAUUGUGAGAAAUGGUUCAUAGAGUGUCUGGUUUUGCUGUGUUUCGAGAUUCCCGGACAACAUGCUCCUGUAUUGACGAUUGGCAGUGACAGCACAUAUUACUGGCUUUGUCCUUGAAGCCGUUCUAUGUCUGUCCGCUUUCCAUAGUUUCUUUUUGUCAAGUCACAUUCUAUUGUUAGACCAAUCAAUCCGAAAGUCUAGCAAAAUCAAGAAC